Molecule: messenger RNA, 4444 nt
Organism: Pogona vitticeps (central bearded dragon)
Lineage: Eukaryota; Metazoa; Chordata; Lepidosauria; Squamata; Agamidae
Gene: SRBD1
Product: S1 RNA binding domain 1
Biological process (GO): translation; nucleobase-containing compound metabolic process
Molecular function (GO): structural constituent of ribosome; mRNA binding
Source: RefSeq, a predicted model, not a curated record
ACCCCAAAGGGGGCUCCCUCGCUGCCAGCCCGCCCCGGAGGAGGCACGGCGCUUCUCCUCAGCCCGCUCGGGGCCCUGGCCUGCGGGAGCUGAUUGGAGACGGGCCGGUUCCGGGGCCUCCUUUUCCGACGUCGAGGCCUCAUUUCCUGUGCCCUGCCUUCUGCUCCCGUCGCGGCUUGCCGGGGGUUGGAGCGCCUGGCCGGCUCCGGUGGUGCAAAAGGCGCCGCUUUCAAAUAUGGAGGCGGCGAGAGCCGGGCUGGUGGGCAGGGCGCGCAGACACACGCGCAACCAGCGCAACCUGUGAAUGAACAUCGCCUUAAAAACUCGCGCCUUUUUUCACCCAGGAAGAUGACAACUCUUUGUAGAAGAGCUAGAAAAGCACCACAACCAACUGUUGCAGAAGAGGAGCUUCCUUCCUUUCUUGAAUCAUCUUCAGAAUCAGAAGAGGAAAAGCAUGAAGAUGAAUGGGAGCCCAAAAAGAAAGUUGCAAAGAAGGCCAGAGUGCCAAAAACAUCCAGAGCGAAAAAACCUGCCACGGCCCAGAAGAAACCAUCUGCGGCUCGGAAAAGAACUAAGAAAGUAGCAGUCAAGGAAGAAACGGAUACAUCUUUUCCUGUUAGUGCCCCUGGCGCAGAAGAAGGCAAUGUUCAACUACAGUGGCCCAAGGAAGAAGAGGACACAAAGCCCAGAGGUAUUUCGACAAAGCUUCUGAUGAAAAACACUGGGGUCCCUCCAGGAGAACCUCCCUAUGGCCUGGAAAAUGCUGAAGAACCCUCCACAAGUACUGCAGCAUUUAAACAGCAAGUGAAGGCGGAAGAGUCUCAGGAAGACUUCACAUUUGAUGAACCUCCUCUGAAAAAAAUUAAGUCGGCAACAUGCCUGCAAGGAAACCCUGUAAAAUUUGUACCAACUGCUAAAGUGGGAGGAGACCUUCAAAUGAACUGGGACAUUGUGCAGGUCUUGUCACAGAGGUGUGGCAUUGAAGAAUGGGUGUGUGCAAAUAUCAUCCGCCUCUUCAACGACGAGAACACCAUUCCGUUCAUAGCACGGUAUCGAAAAGAGCUGGUCAAUAAUCUGGAAGCCGAAGCCUUGCGUGAAAUACAACAAACACUGGAAGAGCUUCACACUGUAAUAAAAAAAGUUCAUGGCGCCAUACAGAAGCUUAAGAAAGAAGGAAAACUGUCGGGAAGCCUUUUGACUGCUUUGCUAAACUGCAGAACUGUGGAGGAGCUGGAUCAUGUGUAUGCACCAUAUAAAACUGGAAGCAAAGGAACUAAAGCGCAAAGGGCCCGGCAGCUGGGACUUGAACCUGCAGCUACUUUGCUCCUUGAUAACCCGAGAGAGCUCAACUUAAAUUCAUACGUCAAGUCAGGGGUUGACGGACUUUCCACCAUUGAGGAGGUAAAAUCUGGAGUGCAGCAUAUUUUAGCUGACAUGAUAGCCAAAGAUAAAGACACACUGGAUUUCAUUAGAGAUUUAUGUCAAAGGAAGUACAUUUGCAUUCAAUCAUCUUUGGCAAAAGUGACCUCCAAAAAUGUAAACGAAAAAGAUGUGAGCAAAUUUCAUCUGUAUCAGAAUUUUUCUUGCAAUAUAAAGAACAUUCAACACCACCAGAUUCUAGCCAUUAACCGAGGGGAGCAUCUGAAAGUCCUAACAGUGAAGGUCAACAUUCCUGAUGGGGUGAAGAAUGAAUUCUCUAGGUGGUGUGUAAAUACAAGGUGGAGACCAAAGGGCUAUGCAAACCCUGAGCUAAUGGAGGUACUUCGUUACUCAGUAGAAGACUCAUAUAAGCGGCUCAUUUAUCCACUUCUCUGCAGAGAAUUCAGAUCGAAAUUGACUUCAGAUGCAGAGAAAGAAUCUGUAAUGAUGUUUGGAAGAAACCUCCGUCAGUUGCUUCUUACAAGCCCUGUGAGAGGACGAACCUUGAUGGGAGUUGAUCCUGGCUAUAAACAUGGCUGCAAACUGGCUAUCAUUUCACCAACCAAUCAGAUACUCCAUACAGACAUCGUUUACUUACAUUCUGGUAAAGGAUUCAAUGAAGCUCCAAAGAUUCGGAAACUUCUGCUGAAUUACAAUUGUAGCACCGUGGUGAUCGGGAAUGGAACGGCUUGCAGGGAAACAGAAGCUUACUUCGCUGACUUAAUUAUGAGAAAGUAUUUCACGCCUUUGGAUGUUACGUACUGCAUCACCAAUGAAGCAGGUGCUUCUAUUUAUAGUGUAAGUCCAGAAGCGUGUAAAGAAAUGCCUGAUUUAGACCCCAACUUACGAAGUGCAGUUUCCAUAGCUAGACGCGUACAGGACCCAUUAGCUGAGCUAGUGAAAAUUGAGCCCAAACACAUUGGAGUCGGAAUGUACCAGCAUGAUGUAUCUCAGACCCUGCUCAAAGCUACCCUGGACAGUGUGGUGGAAGAGUGUGUCAGCUUUGUUGGAGUUGAUAUCAAUAUCUGCUCAGAAAUAUUAUUAAGACAUAUUGCAGGACUGAAUGCCAACAGAGCUAAAAAUGUAAUUGAAUGGCGAGAGAAGAAUGGGCCAUUUAUUAAUCGGGAACAGCUCAAAGAUGUCAAAGGACUGGGUCCAAAAUCUUAUCAACAGUGUGCUGGAUUUAUAAGAAUUAACCAGGAAUAUAUCAAAGCGUUUUGCAGUCAACAGGGAGAGCUUGUAGCUGGGAGCCACAAAGGAGCCACAAAUGAGAAACAGGGUAAAAAGAAAACUAAAGCAGGAGCAAAUACUAUUCGGCGGCCAAAUCCUUUGGAUCAGACUUGCAUCCACCCGGAAUCAUAUAAUAUUGCAAUGAGGUUUUUAACACUCAUUGAAGGAAAUCCUUCUGAUAUUGGAAAGCUGGAAAUGCAGCGAAAAGUGAAUGCAAUAAUUGAAAGAGAAGGAGUGGAGGGUAUAGCGAAAAGGCUGAAUACAACUGGACAAACGUUACAAAUAAUCAUUGAUGGGCUAACUCAACCUGAAGGUUUUGACUUCCGAACAGAUUUUGAUAAACCUGAUUUCAAGAGGAGUAUUGUUUGUCUUGAAGACUUGAGAGUCGGAAUGGUUCUUACGGGAAGAGUUGAGAAUGCUACUCUCUUUGGAGUUUUUGUCGACAUUGGAGUUGGCAGAGGAGGGCUGAUUCCAAUUCGGAGCAUAACUGAAGACAAGCUGUCAAAAGCAAAGAAGAGAAGGAGCCUUGGCCUAGGCCCAGGAGAAAAAGUAGAAGUCAGAGUGCUUAAAAUUGACAUCCCACAGUCUAGGAUAACAUUGGACCUUAUACGGGUGUUGUGAGCUAUUUAAUUUAAGGGCUAUCUGCACCGUGAUUAGUAGAAUACAAUGGGAUACCAGCUCAGAUUCAUGGCAUGCUCUUAUUUCUGCUGGAACAUGUUGGGCUACCUAGAACCUCAGAGAAUCAGACCAAAAAUUACAGUGGGUGACUCCAGCAAAUCUUUUUUAUUAAUCAAGUUUUUCAUUGUAUCAUCCAGAAAUUGUUAGUUUUUAAGGAUUUCCCCUAGCUUUCAUUUCCAUACAUGUGUGUUUCAGAUGCAGCCAUGUAAUGUUGGGGAAAGCAUGUUGGGAUAAUUAAGCAGCUGUUAGACACGGGCUGUUCGGAGCUCCAGAAAUUGAUUAGUAGGUUCCAAAUGUUGCUCCUGAUAAUGCUGUCGUUAUGAAGAUUUAUGUCUUUGGCUGUUUCCCCAUUACUGUGCUCUGAGCCAGCCCUGUAUUCCUGUUAACGUUCUGUAGAAAUGUAAAAAGAGCAAAGACUCUUUCUGUUCUAAAUACAUGUGAGUGAAAAUAUAAUAUCAAAAUAUUAUAUUCUUAUUAUAAGAAACAUGGAUCUGAGCCAUACUACUUUUAGAUGGAGAGCCACUUGUCUGAAUGCUUUUCCAUAUUAAAUGGAGGUGUGAGAAGCUGUGUCCCGUCAUAACUCACUGCUGAUCAAGUUAAGUAGGGUUGAUGGGACUGGAGUCCAGCAACAUCUGGAUUGGCAACAUGGCUCCCAUGUUUGAUAUAAAACAUUCCCUACAUGUACAGAACUAGAUAUUAAUGAAAAAUAUUCUAAACACUCACUCUUCACCUUGACUAACUAGGACUUAGUCCUAGCUACUUCUAAUGAAACGGGUUGUUUUGUUUGUAUGCUGCAACAUCCAAACAUACCCACACACCUAUAGUAUAAUUUGAUGUAGUCCAAGCACAGGUUUAUUAUCCAGUGAGUUACUCUGAUUGUGGCUUGACUUAUACCCAUGUUCUUUAUAGAAUAAUAUUUUGAAGUGAUCACUCACCUCUUUGUUAUAGCUAACGUCUGCUGUUUGUGGGGGUUCAGCUCAUUUCUAGGUAAUGAUGGCUCCAUGGAUUUGUUUUCGUGAUAUUUGUUUUAAGAGUGUUAAGUGGUUUUGUUUGUUUUGCCAGCUUAAAAUCUUUUUUUAAAAUAAAUAACAUGAGAACUGUUGAGGUCCAAAAAAAC